AUGCAGUUUGGGAACACCACAACACAAAUGGUUGAGUCGGCACAUUGGAGUUUGAAAAAGAUAUUACAAGAUAGUAUUGGUGAUAUAUGCAGUGUUUGGGAAACCAUCAAUAACAUGAUUGUAUUACAACACAAUGAGAUAAUAUCAUCAUUUGAAAAUAGUAUCAUUCAAAAGGUGCAUCGCUAUAGCAACAGAUUAUACGCGAAUUUGCAUGGUGUUGUGUCAAAAAAUGCAAUUGAUCACAUUGCGGCAGAGUAUGACCGCGUGAAGUAUGUAUGUAUUGAUCAGACUAAGUGUCGUUGCACAAUUAGGACAACACAUGGUCUACCUUGUGCAUGUGAAAUAGUCAGGUAUAGUAUGAUCCCACAUUCCAUUCCAUUAGACGCUAUUCAUGUUUGGUGGAGUAAAUUAACUUUCCAUGUUGAUGCAUUGAGUAAACCUUCAGAGUUAUAUGUGAAACAUGAAAUAGAUGUCAUAGUGAAAAAGUUUGAAGAACUUGAUGUACCUGGCAAAAUUUCACUUAAAGGUAAAUUACGAGAGAUCGCGUAUCCAUCGACUACGUCGAUGUUUCCAUCGGUUGCCAAGGUUAAAACAAAAGGUGCACCAAAAAAAGGCAAAAGUAAGGUAUCAAAAAGAGAUAAAUCAACCAAGCGUGAUCCAUCUUGGUGGGAGUAUGUGGAUGCAAGUGUUCGAUGUAGUGGUACAAAUGCAUGUAGCACUAUAGAUACCAGUAAAGUAGAAAAGCUAGCACCUCGACCAUCAGUCCAAAAGCUCACACCUCGACCAUCAAUUAGCAAAGUUCAACAACCAAGAGUUCUCCUCUUCAAAGAUUGGUUGCCAGUUGAAAUUCAUAAAUUCAUAGAUGACAUUAUUGAUGUCGGUGAUGAUGGUAAUUGUGGAUAUCGUGCAGUUGCAGCUUUACUUGGAAUGGGUGAGAACUGUUGGGCAUUCAUCCGUCAACAGUGUGUGAUAGAGCUACAAGAGUUCAUGUCUCAUUCCGAGAUACUAUUUGGUGGAGAAAAUUAUGUUCGACAACUUAUACACAAUGUGUAUGUUGAGCAAGUUGCGUCGAAGGAUAAUUGGAUGACACUUCCAGAAAUGGGAUAUGUGAUUGCUUCGAAGUUUAACUUGGUUGUCGUCGCAUUAUCACUUAACCAAUCACAAACAUAUUUUCCACUUCGAAGUCCACCACCAACAUCUAUGUCAGAUCAUCGUGUGAUUGUUAUUGCAUUUGUUAACAAUUGUCAUUUCGUUUACUUAAAGUCAUAUUCCCUUAUACCACCAGCAAGUAAUUUGUGGAAAAAUUAUUGCAAUGAAGAAGCACGACAGUGGGAAUUUAUUUACAUGGAUCGCAUGCAACAUUGGUUACAGAUAUUUCCAGAAACUAUAAAUGAAGUUAUUGUAAACUGA
Molecule: messenger RNA, 1410 nt
Organism: Cicer arietinum (chickpea)
Lineage: Eukaryota; Viridiplantae; Streptophyta; Magnoliopsida; Fabales; Fabaceae
Source: RefSeq, a predicted model, not a curated record